AUGUCUCCCCCCGGCUCGGCUGCAGGAGAGAGCGGCAGCGGCGGCGGCUGCGGCGGUGGCGGCCCCGGGCCCCUGGAGGAGGCGGCGGCGGCGGCGGAGGGCACCGCCCGAGAGGAGCAGCGCCCAGUGCAGCCCUCCUUCACCAAGUCCCUCUGUCGUGAAUCGCACUGGAAGUGCCUGUUGCUUUCGCUGCUCAUGUACGGCUGCCUGGGAGCAGUGGCCUGGUGCCAUGUCACUACGGUGACUCGCCUCACCUUCAGCAGCGCCUACCAAGGCAACAGCCUCAUGUACCAUGACAGUCCCUGCUCCAAUGGCUAUGUCUACAUCCCCCUGGCCUUCCUGCUCAUGCUCUAUGCUGUCUACCUCGUGGAAUGCUGGCACUGCCAGGCCCGCCACGAGCUGCAGUACCGUGUGGACGUGGGCAGUGUUCGGGAGCGUGUGGGUCGAAUGCAGCAGGCCACUCCAUGCAUCUGGUGGAAGGCUAUCAGCUACCACUAUGUCCGCCGCACCCGACAGGUCACCCGUUACCGAAAUGGGGAUGCCUAUACUACCACACAGGUCUAUCACGAGCGUGUGAACACCCACGUGGCCGAAGCUGAAUUUGACUAUGCGCGCUGUGGCGUCCGCGAUGUGUCCAAAGCGCUGGUGGGGUUGGAGGGCGCGCCGGCCACGCGGUUGCGCUUCACCAAGUGUUUCAGCUUCGCCAGCGUGGAGGCAGAGAAUGCGUAUCUGUGCCAGCGCGCACGCUUCUUUGCCGAAAACGAGGGGCUGGACGACUACAUGGAAGCCCGCGAGGGAAUGCACCUAAAGAACGUGGACUUCCGCGAGUACAUGGUGGCCUUCCCGGACCCGACGCGCCCACCGUGGUACGCCUGCCAGUCGGCCUUCUGGGCAGCCGCCUUGCUCACGCUGUCUUGGCCGCUGCGGGUGCUGAGCGAGUACCGCACGGCUUACGCCCAUUACCACGUAGAGAAGCUCUUUGGGCUGGAGGGGGGCGGCGGCGGCUCCACCCCGAGCGGCGACGAGUCCCUGCCACCGCUCACCCAUCGCCUGCCCCGGGUCAACACGGUGGACAGCACGGAGCUGGAGUGGCACAUUCGUUCCAACCAGCAGCUGGUGCCCAGCUAUUCGGAGGCCGUGCUGAUGGACCUGGCCGGGCUGGGAGCGCGCUGCGGCGGGGGUCCCGGAGGGGGAUAUGCCCCCUCCUGCCGCUACGGUGGCGUGGGCGGCUCGGGGGCGGCGGGGGCGGCCCCAUACCGCCGUAGCUGCGAGCAUUGCCAGCGCGCAGUUAGUAGCUCGUCCAUCUUCUCGCGCAGUGCGCUCAGUAUCUGUGCCAGUCCCCGAGGCGCGGGCGGGGCUGGGGGUCCAGGGGGCAGCGGCGGCUGUGGUGGGAGUCGUUUCUCCCUGGGCCGUCUCUACGGCUCUCGAAGGAGCUGUUUGUGGAGGAGCCGGAGUGGAAGCGUCAACGACGCCAGUUGCCCCACGGAACAGACGCGCUUGUCUAGCCAGGCCAGCAUGGGCGGCGACGAGGAUGACGAAGACGAUGAAGAUGAGGAGGGAGGACCCCCACCACCAUACCACGACGCGCUCUACUUUCCCGUACUCAUAGUCCACCGGCAGGAGGGGUGCUUAGGCCACAGUCACCGGCCAUUGCAUCGCCAUGGCUCUUGCGUGGAGACCUCACUGUGA
Molecule: messenger RNA, 1689 nt
Organism: Gracilinanus agilis (Agile Gracile Mouse Opossum)
Lineage: Eukaryota; Metazoa; Chordata; Mammalia; Didelphimorphia; Didelphidae
Gene: TMEM151B
Product: transmembrane protein 151B
Exons: 3
Coding region: 1-1689 (562 amino acids)
Source: RefSeq, a predicted model, not a curated record